AUGUCAUUCUUAAAUUUUGAAUUAAAAUAAAACACUCGUGAUUAUGAAAAGGAUAAAUUAGGUCCUGAUAAAACUUCAAUUAUGAUAAACCCAAAAUAAGGAUCUAAUAGUGAAAUCUAAUUUUAUUCUGAAAUAAGUGUUAUAGAUAGUAAUAGGCCAGUGCAAUAGUCAAGCUUAAUAAAACCUUUAGGAUAAAUAAAAAAAGAAUCCUCAGGGAGAUAACUUAGAUUUAAUGUAAAAUUAUUUUCAAAUAAGUAUAGACUUAAUAGAAAACUGUUAAAAUUGAUUAAAUGGCCAAUAAAAUUUCUAAUUUUCGUAAAGCUAUUCAUUAAAAUGAAGAAAACAUAAAAGUUAUUUAAACAAAAUUUUGGAAUAAACUUUUAGAAGCAGCAUAUAUAUGGAGAAAAGAUAUAUUCAAUUACAAUAAAGAUAUUAUAAAUAGUUUAUUUUCUUUUGAUUCUAAAGAAUAGAAUAAUGGCGAAAUAAUUAAUUCUCAUUAAGGAAUUUUAGGACUAAAAAUAGAAGUGUUAUUGCCAUCUUAAAUCUUUGUGAAAUUAUGGGAUUUAAUAGCAAUAAUAAUAACUGCAAUCACAUUAUGGUUUUCUUCAUUUAUAGCUACAUUUAAUUUAUUUGAAUAAAACUUUUACAGAGUAAUAAUUUACUUAUUCAUAACAUUUUUUUUUAUAGAUGCUUUUAUAAUAUGUCAUAAAGCAAUAAUUUUAUAGGGAGAACUGAUACUAAAUAAAAGAAUAAUAAUUUAAUAAUAUCUUAGAGGUCAUGUUUAUGGUGAUAUAAUAAAUUGUUUAAUUUGGGUAAUUUAAAUAUCUCAUAUUGAUGAUAUUCAUGCAAGACAACUACUUUCUUUAAUUUAAACAGUGUUUAUAAUAAUUAAAUUAUACAGUCGUUUAAAUAACUAUAUUGAUUGUUUAUAUAUGAGUGGAAGUUUGAGUGAAUUAAUAGAUUUGAUAAUCUUGAUUAAUUGUAUAUUCUUUUGUAUUCAUAUAUUUGCAUGUUAUUGGACAUAUAUAGGAUUUGCUACAGAAGAUUAAGGGAUUAAUUGGUUGAUAAAGAAUUCAGUAGAAAAUAAAGGACAUUGGAUUUAAUAUAAUGUAGCAAUAUAUUGGGCAACUAUGACAAUGGUAACAGUUGGAUAUGGUGAUGUAACAGCUGGAAAUUAGUAUGAAAUUUUAUAUUCUAAUUUUGCUAUGUUUAUCAGUAGUUUAGUAUUUGCAUAUUCAAUGAAUUCAAUUGGAAUAAUAAUUAAGAAUAUAUAAGUAUCAUCAAGUUUCUAUAAGUAAUAUUUGAUAUGUAUUUUUAGGAAAAACUUAAUUUUAAUGAAUACUUAUAUGAAAAAUAAUCUGGUUUCAGAUUCUAUUUAAAAUAGAGUGAGAAACUUUUUGAAAUAUUAAGCAGAAAAUAAUUAAUAAGCAAAUACAUAAGAUGUAUAAUAUAUAUAUUCUAUUGAUAGAUUCAUAAUAUUAUUGAUGAUUUUCCACCUUUACUUUAAGAUGAAUUAAAAUAAGAUAUUAAAUUAAGAAUACUUAAAUAAAUUAAAUUAUUUGAUAUUUUUUCUGAAAAAAUUAAAUAUGCUGCUGCUAAUAAAUUAGAAUAUGGUUCAUGCAUUCCUAAUGAUGUAUUAUUUGAUCAUUAGAUAAAUAAUGAUAAUUCUCUGUAAGAUUAUAUUUAAUAAAUAAAGAUAUUUUAUAGAAAAAGGAGAGGUAAUCAUUUAAGAAAGUGUGACAAAAAAAUAAUUAGAAACAUUUAAAUCUGGAUCUUAUUUUGGUUAAUAUUAAUUUUUUACUAAUUGUUCAUUACCAAUAAGAGCAGUAAGUUAGACUUUUACAUAGAUAUAUAAGAUAUCUAGAAAUGAUUUUUUAAAAGUAUUGAAUACUAGUUCUAUUGAUUUUGAAACUUAUCAUAAUAUAAAAGAUAAGUUACUUCAUGGAAAGGAAAUGAGCAUUAUAAAUUAGAAAUGUAAUAUUUGUUCUUCAGUUACUCAUAUCAAUGUGUUUUGUCCUAAAAUUAGUUAUCAACCAGAUUUAGAAAGAUUAAUUAAGGCAGAAUAUUUUGUAAAAUAAGAAAGGAAAUUGAUUACUCGAAUAGAUAGAUAAAAAAUCAAUUCUUUAGGUGAUUAUGAAAAUAUUGUGACUUCAGUAACUUAAUAUUAAUAAUAACAAUUUNUUAAAUUAUACAGUCGUUUAAAUAACUAUAUUGAUUGUUUAUAUAUGAGUGGAAGUUUGAGUGAAUUAAUAGAUUUGAUAAUCUUGAUUAAUUGUAUAUUCUUUUGUAUUCAUAUAUUUGCAUGUUAUUGGACAUAUAUAGGAUUUGCUACAGAAGAUUAAGGGAUUAAUUGGUUGAUAAAGAAUUCAGUAGAAAAUAAAGGACAUUGGAUUUAAUAUAAUGUAGCAAUAUAUUGGGCAACUAUGACAAUGGUAACAGUUGGAUAUGGUGAUGUAACAGCUGGAAAUUAGUAUGAAAUUUUAUAUUCUAAUUUUGCUAUGUUUAUCAGUAGUUUAGUAUUUGCAUAUUCAAUGAAUUCAAUUGGAAUAAUAAUUAAGAAUAUAUAAGUAUCAUCAAGUUUCUAUAAGUAAUAUUUGAUAUGUAUUUUUAGGAAAAACUUAAUUUUAAUGAAUACUUAUAUGAAAAAUAAUCUGGUUUCAGAUUCUAUUUAAAAUAGAGUGAGAAACUUUUUGAAAUAUUAAGCAGAAAAUAAUUAAUAAGCAAAUACAUAAGAUGUAUAAUAUAUAUAUUCUAUUGAUAGAUUCAUAAUAUUAUUGAUGAUUUUCCACCUUUACUUUAAGAUGAAUUAAAAUAAGAUAUUAAAUUAAGAAUACUUAAAUAAAUUAAAUUAUUUGAUAUUUUUUCUGAAAAAAUUAAAUAUGCUGCUGCUAAUAAAUUAGAAUAUGGUUCAUGCAUUCCUAAUGAUGUAUUAUUUGAUCAUUAGAUAAAUAAUGAUAAUUCUCUGUAAGAUUAUAUUUAAUAAAUAAAGAUAUUUUAUAGAAAAAGGAGAGGUAAUCAUUUAAGAAAGUGUGACAAAAAAAUAAUUAGAAACAUUUAAAUCUGGAUCUUAUUUUGGUUAAUAUUAAUUUUUUACUAAUUGUUCAUUACCAAUAAGAGCAGUAAGUUAGACUUUUACAUAGAUAUAUAAGAUAUCUAGAAAUGAUUUUUUAAAAGUAUUGAAUACUAGUUCUAUUGAUUUUGAAACUUAUCAUAAUAUAAAAGAUAAGUUACUUCAUGGAAAGGAAAUGAGCAUUAUAAAUUAGAAAUGUAAUAUUUGUUCUUCAGUUACUCAUAUCAAUGUGUUUUGUCCUAAAAUUAGUUAUCAACCAGAUUUAGAAAGAUUAAUUAAGGCAGAAUAUUUUGUAAAAUAAGAAAGGAAAUUGAUUACUCGAAUAGAUAGAUAAAAAAUCAAUUCUUUAGGUGAUUAUGAAAAUAUUGUGACUUCAGUAACUUAAUAUUAAUAAUAACAAUUUAAUAUGUAAUCAUAAAACAAUUAUGAGAAAAUGUCUUAAGAUUAUAGUGAUAGUUAAAUAAACUAAAAUAAUAAAUAUAAUUAACCUAGUUUAUAACAUUUAGCUAACUAGUAAAAUGAAAAAUAAUAAUGUAAUUUAAUUUAAUUAUAUUAUAUUAGAGAUGAUGAUUACAUAAUAUUCUUUAGGAUCAUAGAUGCAAAAAUAACAUUCAAAAUAAUUAUUUUAUUAAAAAUCUAGAGAAAUUUAAAAUAAUGAAUAAAAUAUUGAUAUAGAAAAUGUUGUUAUUGCUGGACCAACAAUAUAAGUUUAGAAAUUUUCAACUAAAUAUGGAUUUUAAACUUCUGAUUUAGUUGAAGAUUAAUUAUAAUUUCAUUAUUGUGAUAUUGAUAUUGCCUUAAAAUCAUAGAUAUAUUUACCAUAAAAUCAUAUUUCAGUGGUUAUUGCUUAAAAUAAUUAAAGGCAUAAUAAAAUAUAAUAAUAAUGGCCUUUAAAUUAUAAAUAUACAUUCCUAUAUUAGGUAGCUCGAUUUUGUAAAUUAGAGAAAGUAAGUCAAAAUAAUCUAAAAAAAAAAAGAUUGGUCAUGAAGAAUAUAUAAAAAAAAGAAAAAUAGUGA
Messenger RNA from Paramecium primaurelia, 4086 nucleotides. NCBI's taxonomy places the organism in Eukaryota, Ciliophora, Oligohymenophorea, Peniculida, Parameciidae. The record is from the annotation of a GenBank genome assembly.